GAGGACGUGGAAGAGGAAGUCAUGGAAGCGGGAAUCGCGGAAGAAGGGAACCCUGGAAGAAAGACAAGUCGUGAUGAAGGUCAACGUGAUGAAGAACACGAGACAAGUGCCGAACCUUCUACUCAAAAUAUUGAGCCCAAUAAUUCAGACUCAAAUUAUGAAUUGGAUAUCAGUAAAGAAAAAUAA
This is a messenger RNA of Racocetra fulgida, 186 nucleotides long. NCBI's taxonomy places the organism in Eukaryota, Fungi, Glomeromycota, Glomeromycetes, Diversisporales, Gigasporaceae. The record is from the annotation of a GenBank genome assembly.